AUGGGCAAUAUCGAUGAAAGACUGUUCAUAAUUUCUGCGAAACCUCAACUCGUAGUUGGCUCUCACCAUCACAUUCCAUCGGCGGUCUCCUCAAGAUAUCCUGGCGAUCCUGUCUUGCUCCAGUACAAGACGGAAAAACGUUGGCAUAGCUGCCGGCGUGGCAGGUUUGAUCUCCUUGGAAUCGAAGUCUCGAAAGGGCUAGUCGCCUUUUACAGAUCUUCCAAGCAUCAAGAUGAAACCAUUACAAGAACCGUUCGCAAGCUUGAAAAUCUACUCUCUACCCUUGAGAACCUGGAAUUAGCGUCACAGAAACGAAGAUUCAGGCCAGACGAAGUGAAACAGCUUCACAAUGUUGAGGAGUCUGUCGAAAGUUGUAGAGGCGUUAUUGCAGAACUCCAAACCGAGCUGGACAAAUUCGGUAACUCGACUGAAAAGGGAAUUCAGGCUGUUGCGAAAAGAGCCGGCCGUAAGCUGGCUUACCCAUUCAGAGAGAGCACACUUAAAAAGCUUGAUGAGGACAUAAGUGAAUUUCGAAGUAAUCUACUGGUGGCCCUCAACGUUCUACAGCUCAAGCGUGUUGACGACAUACAAAACGAUACAGCGGACCUAGCAGUCCUGGUCAAUCUCCUGAGAACAACUCAGAUAUCUGACGCGAUUCGAGACUGGCUCAGAGCUCCUGACGCUACUUCCAAUCAUAAUGAGGCCUGUAAAAGGAGACAUUCAAGAACAGGGCUCUGGCUCGUCAACGGUCCAACCUUUCAGAAAUGGCUAGAGGAGGACCAUUCUUUCCUAUGGCUCAACGGUCAUCCAGGAAGCGGGAAGACUAUUCUCAGCUCGACAGCUAUACAAUACACGCUCCGGCACCGCAGAAGCAAUCCUCGCAUUGGUAUUGCCUUUUACUAUUUCAGCUUCAGUGAUAAGUCCAAGCAAGACGUCUCCGGACUAUUGCGAGCUCUGCUUUUACAACUAUCUAGUCAGCUUGACGAUGGACAUGCGGCCCUUGCUCGUCUGCAUAAUACCUAUAGAAACAGUGAACCGCCAGUACUACCACUGCAGGAUACGCUCAAACAAGUGAUCAGGCAAUUUGAAGAUGUCUAUAUUAUUGCGGAUGCUCUGGAUGAGGCCCCCCGAGGGGAGAGAAGAGACGCUGUUUUAGGUUCAUUGUCUGAGAUGUGUGGCUGGUCAAUCCAUGGUCUCCAUAUACUGGUCACCAGCCGUGACGAGACCGACAUCCGUUCGCAAUUAGCUUCAUAUCUUACUGCAGAAAUACGUAUGGAUAACACUGGGGUCGAUGAUGAUAUCGCAGAUUAUAUAGUUCAACGUCUCCGCAGCGACCACAAAUUCAAGAAAUGGGCUCCAUAUCAUACCGAAAUCCAGGAAACGCUUAUCGGACGCGCCCAAGGAGUGUUUCGCUGGGUGGACUGCCAGUUCACGACGCUAGCAUCUUGCCCUUCUAGUUACUAUCAUCUAAAGAAGGCGCUUAAUUCUCUACCCCGCUCGCUUGAUGAAACAUAUAGUCGAAUGCUCAUGAACAUAGAUCCUGAGCUGAAGGAAGAAGCCAAGCGAAUUCUAACCUGGCUCUGCUUUGCAAAACGUCCGGUAACUGUGCAGGAGAUCAUUGAUGGUCUUAUGAUCGAGCUAGGAGAGAAUCCAAGACUAGACAGCGAACGUCGGCUGCAGGAUGCAAACGAUGUUAUCUGGAUCUGUCCAGGCCUCAUUAGCUUGAAUGCUAUGGAAGAUUGGGCAUCCCCUGAAUCGGAGCCUGAAUCGGAGCCUGACUCGGAACCUGACUCGGAGCCUGAAUCGGAGGAAGACCUACCCGAUGUGGAACAAACUGAUCACCCUUCUCUGGUUAGGAUUGCUCACUUCUCAGUUCAAGAAUACCUGGAGUCACAACGCAUCAAAUCCCAAACAGCGUCAGUUUUUGCCCUGGAUGGCCUUACAGCAAACACGGAGCUAGCCAAGACAUGCCUUGUCUAUCUCAUAAAUGUUCAAACAACAGAUCUCAAAAGAUUUCCACUAGCUUCAUACGCCGCUAAAUACUGGUAUCGGCAUCUUCGGGAUGGAGACGAAAAGUCUGAGUCACUCAGUUCAUUGGCUACUAAUUUCUUUAGUUCUCAGGAUGGUGUCUUCGAAGACUGGAUCAGGAUUUUCGACCCUUACACCGGAAUUUCUAAUGAGUUGAAAAGGUCUUCAGAUGAUAUUGCAUCUCUGUUGUUCUAUGCCUCCUUUUUAGGUUUACAUCAACCACUUCAGAAGCUACUGGAGGAUGGGUCUAUAAGAAGUGCCAUCAACCGGGGUGGUGACCGCGCAUUACGCGUGGCUUCGGAGUAUGGUUAUGACAGAAUAGUGCAACUGCUACUGGACCACGGCGCAGAGGUGAAUGCUUCAGGAGGGGUUUAUGGUACUGCACUCCGUGUAGCGUCAAGAGCAGGCCAUUUGCCGACAGUGAAACUACUGCUGGAUCAUGGUGCCGGAUUGGACGUCGAAAAGAUGACCAAGGCUAAUGGGUCUACACUACGAGUCCUAUUUGCGUCCCAAACAGGCAGCCAGGAAUGGGUGCAAUGGAUAUUAGAUAGUGAUAUUGACAUUGAUAGAGACGUCCUGCAGGAAGAAGCAGUGAGGCGUCACGGGAGCGUCUCAUUCUGGUCAGGAGAAGAGAUGCGUCCAGUGCUGGACAGAGGAGCGGACGUUACUAACGAUGUGCUCGCAAUAGCAUAUGACCCUUCUCAUUAUAAGGUGGUGCAGCUAUUACUGGACGAAGGCGCUGAGGCUACCAGCGAGGCGCUGGAAUGGGCACCUAAGAGCCAUUUGAAGGUGAUAGAAUCGCUGCUAGACAAGGGAGCGCAGGUGACGUUCAUUGCGAUACAGGCCGCUUUAGAAGAGGGAAGAGCCAAGGUUCUGGGAUUGUUGCUGGAUAAGCGGGCCAAGAUUGAUAUUAUCGCAAUAGGGGAAAGCGAUAGGGAUGGCAUCAGCAGGGGGUCGCUGGGAGGUGGUAACACUCCUUCUGGACCGCGGCGCUGA
Endocarpon pusillum Z07020 is the source of this 3024-nucleotide messenger RNA. RefSeq lists its product as uncharacterized. Lineage: Eukaryota; Fungi; Ascomycota; Eurotiomycetes; Verrucariales; Verrucariaceae. The record is from RefSeq and is a predicted model, not a curated record. The transcript has 5 exons. Gene Ontology annotation, molecular function: protein binding. Bases 1 to 3024 code for a protein of 1007 amino acids.